GCUGACAUUAAGGUAUUUGUUAUGCAGGGCUAAUACACCGACGCAGCCCGAUAUUUAUACGUGUGUUAUAAGUGGUGUAUUUACAUAGCGAGCAGAAAGCUUUCACAUUCUUCUAUUUUAUAUUCGGCAAGGGUUUUAUGUGUAUCAAGCAGUUGUAAAAACAUAAUACAAUUGAAUAUGCAGUUAUUCUUAACCGGAUAAGACUAGCGUGUGGAGUUUGUUACCGGACGUAAAUUGGAGUUUUUACCAACACUCAGAGAUACAAGAAUCAGCAUGGUAUAACACAGUCUAUCCAAGCGUAUAUAUGUACGUGUAAAUAUUAAUGGCUAGUAGGGGAUAUCCGACCACUCAACAGUGAACUAAGUGAUUUUGUGGAUAUUAAAUGCUGCUAUUUAUAGAUACAACCGCAGAUACUGUCUUCUCACUCGUUGAUAUUAUUUAUUCUUACAUCUUUUGACUUGCUGUAAACAACAACCAGAACGACAUGCUGUCAAACAUAUGAGUGGUGAAGAUUUUUUUAAAAGAUUUGUCCACGUUGGGAGAAUAGUUACUUGCCGAAGGAAUUAUCGUUGGGAACGGUAUCCUAAUCAAAGAAGGCGUCCCCCUGGCACUGAGACCGCGCCGUAACAACCAAUCAACUCAAUGGAAGUCACUGCCGACGCUACGGCUGCCGGUGACGGUUUCAACGACGACGCAAAUGACAAGAAACCAUUCGCUAAGGAUGCUAUCGAUGAGUCGCGGAAGGAGGCCGGAAGUGACGGCAGUCGGCGCCCAGCCAGACGUGUAUUGUACAUUCCUAAGCGGCUGAUAGUUACGGUGCUGCUAGGGAUGGGAAUGCUGCUGGUCUACGCCAUGAGGACGAACGUCGGGACGCUGGUAGUGAUCAUACUGGACAUGCAGGCACUUGAUAAGCUCGAAUCUGUCGACGUCAUACUCAACGUGCCACCUGUCCGAUGGGAUGCGCGUCAAGUGGGAUGGCUUCACAGCGUCUUCUAUGUGGGCUUUAUGGUCACCCAGAUACCGGCUGCCUUCGGGACCAUGAUGUGGCCCAGUCACAGGCUGUUCGGCGGCUGCAUCCUGGUGUCGGCGCUGUUCAAUCUGCUACUUCCGGUAUGCGUCGAGUACGACCAGUACGCGCUCACUUGCAUCAUACGCACGUGUCAGGGACUGGCAGAGGGCUGCCUGUACCCGGCUUGUUAUGGCGUGUUGCGUCACUGGGCGGCGCCGUCCGAGAGGAGCAGAAUGGUGUCCGCCGUGCUCUCGUGUUGUUACGCUGGGGCCAUUGUCGGUUUUCCCAUCGCAGGCGCAAUCACGCACUACCAAAGUUGGCAGUACAUUUUCUACUUUUUCGGCGGACUGUGCAUCCUGUGGUGGUUUCUAUGGGCGUUCUUCGCUUACGAAAAGCCCUCCCACCACGCCGACAUCAGCGACUCGGAGUUUGAAUUCAUGACGCAAUCGCAGGGUGAUGACAUCAUUGAUUAUGAGAAUGUAAAAAUCCCAUGGAAGUCCAUUCUGACGUCACUUCCCGUGGCCGCGAUUUGCCUGUGUCACUUCGUUCGUCAGUGGAUCCUAAGCCUCAUGUUGACCAACGAACCCCUGUAUCUGAGCAAGUUCGGCUUCAAUAUUGCUGAAGCAGGUGCUCUGGCCAGCCUGCCUCACGUGGCCAAGAUGGUGAUGUCGGUGGUGAGUGGUAUCGUGGCUGACCUGCUUCUCAACAAGAAGUAUCUAACCACCACCGUCGUUAGGAAAAUACUCGUUGGCGUUGGUUUCGGCCUUGAGUGCGUGGGUUUCCUGGUACUGACCGCUCUGUCCGGCGGCUUAGCCGUCAUCAUAGUCCUCACCAUGUCCAUAGGGGCGUUUGGUCUAACCACCUCAGGUUGGUCAGUGAAUCACUACGACCUUUCAACCCGUUAUGCCAGCGUCCUUGUAGCGGUGACCUCGACCUUUGGCACCAUUGGUGCCAUCCUUGUUCCCAUAGCAAUAGGCCACCUGACCGUUAAACAGGACCUUGCUGGCUGGGCCAACGUGUUCUACCUUACUGCAGGCAUUAUACUACUGGCAACUAUCUUCUUUCUCAUCUUUGGCUCCGGCGAAGCUCAGAGGUGGUCCAACCCUCCAGCAAACUUCUGCCUCAUUCAGAAAAUUGAUCCUUUGGCCAGAAAACCAUACAAGGCCCUCCAGGUUCAAAACUGCCCACCCUGUAAGACUGGGUAUACGCCAGUAGGCAAAAACACAACUGUGAUCGCGAGGCAAUCUGAUACAAUAUUACAACCAGUUGCCAAUGGUGAUGGGACGGCGGACAAAAAGGGAAAUGAUGUGUCUAAUCAUGAGGCCAAUGAUGUUCAUAAUAGUGGCAACAUGGAAGUUAUUCUCAUCUCUAAAGAUUCUAUAAAUGAUGAGUUGGAACUGGAGUCAAGUUUUGUCGUUAAAGGCCACCAAAGUAAGGUAGCAGUAGAUGGUGAGGUAAAACCCGAACCUGGUCCAAUUAUGGACCAAUCCAAAAGCUAUAAUAGUGAGGAAGUGAAAUGUUUUAUGGUCAAUUCUGAAGCUAAUAGCGAUGACAAAGGGUCUGAAUCUCCGUUACACGCCAGCGAGGGACAACCUUAUAGCAAAGCAAAUACAUCUGUUGUUGAUGAUAUCAGUGCUCUAGCCAGUGUUUGCCAUCAGUCAGAAAAGUGCAGUACAUUACAGGGUAGUAUAGGUGACAAACCACCAGUCAAAAUAACGGGGCAGUUUCAUCAUCCACUAGAACACUGUAGUGAGAAUAAAGAUGGUACCAAGCAAUCUGUGAAAGAUGAAGGAACUGACACACCUGAUGGUGACACCAAUAUAGGGCAAUAUAAUGAAGCUAUGCAAGACAUGGGCCUGAAAAAUGGGCCCAAGAAAGGUGAAAGUAAAACAGAGUCCUUGGCUCUUCAGACAGAGAUAGAUUUUGCUUUGAAUGAACAUUUGAUUGAUUAAGAUAUCAAUUAGGAAUUUUGUUCUGAUAUUUAUAGUUUAUAGUACCGUUAUUUCUUGUCAUAAAAUAUUCUUGGUGUUAGAGAACAAUUUUCAGGCAAAUGAUUAUGUUUCAAUCAGCCCUUUAAACUAGUUUAUAGUGGACUGGAUAUGCAUUUUAAUGUACUGUAUGCUUUUAGUUAUUAUUAGUAGUUUGAAAAUAAAAUGUUACGUUUUU
Dreissena polymorpha is the source of this 3175-nucleotide messenger RNA. Its product is annotated as vesicular glutamate transporter 2-like. The transcript has 13 exons. Gene Ontology annotation, cellular component: excitatory synapse; synaptic vesicle membrane. Gene Ontology annotation, molecular function: neurotransmitter transmembrane transporter activity; L-glutamate transmembrane transporter activity. The coding region runs from base 643 to 2961 and encodes 772 amino acids. Gene Ontology annotation, biological process: neurotransmitter loading into synaptic vesicle; monoatomic anion transport; synaptic transmission, glutamatergic. NCBI's taxonomy places the organism in Eukaryota, Metazoa, Mollusca, Bivalvia, Myida, Dreissenidae. The record is from RefSeq and is a predicted model, not a curated record.